Messenger RNA from Entamoeba invadens IP1, 1110 nucleotides. RefSeq lists its product as hypothetical. NCBI's taxonomy places the organism in Eukaryota, Evosea, Mastigamoebida, Endamoebidae. The record is from RefSeq and is a predicted model, not a curated record. The coding region runs from base 1 to 1110 and encodes 369 amino acids. The transcript has a single exon.
AUGCUAAACAACAGUGACUCAUAUUGGCAAAUCAAUCCAAAGAAAAACGGGAUUUCAACGAUAGAAACCAAGAAGAGGGUGUUCAAGGUCUUUAGAACGAGUGAAGAAAUCCAUUUCAUAGAUUAUUUCGAGAAAAUCCCACAAAGAGUUACAGGAAAUUCAUUUGUCAUGCAUGGGCUAGAAAUCAUCACAGGAGCAAUCAAACAAAACAAAUCAUACGUAGAAAUGAAUCAAGAACUAGAAUUGUUGUUGGGCACUUUGUAUGAAAAGUACAAAGAAAUCAAACGUCAACACGACGAAAAAAUGAUUUACACGAAACAAAUGGAAGAGGAUGUCAACGAAAUUGUUCUUGCAAUGAUUCAAAUCACAUUCCCCGUAUAUCUUCUUACAAAGCUCGAUAUCCCAUUUCAAAUGAAGAGGAAUCUAGAAACAUUCUUAUCAUUCAGUGGUCAUCAAAUCAGCGUCUUCUCAGACAUGAUUGACUGGUCAAUUAUUUAUCAAAUGAACUGGUUCAAAACACCAAUCAAUAUCAGACUCUUUAACGACUCGUUCAAUGGGAAGAAGCAAAUCAUCUUAAGAGAAGGGGAAUAUAUUGUCCACAAAGAAUACUUUAAUCCAAGCGUAAGCGUGCCAACACUUGUAUACCCAUUCUUGUACGAUGGAUUUGUCAAUGAGAUUCUCUGUGACAAAAGUUUUGAAUACUUCAUUAAUAUUGUCAAAGAUUGCAUCAUGGAUGAUUACGUAAAGACAUACCAAGUAAAGAGGAAAUGCAGUUGGGAUAACAAAGGAAUCCUUUACUUGUUGUAUAUUGGAAACAGCGAAAGCAUCCACUGGAAGAGAAAACAAAUCAUGUGGAAAUACCUUCAUAUGGAAGGAAAUCCAUACCGAGAUAGAAUAUAUAUGAAAUACCCCAAUCUUGGAAACAUCAUCGAAAUAGGAAAAGUGAAGCCAACCAUUGAAUUCAGGACAAAAUUGAUACUGGACAACUCGAAAAUGGACCCAAACGAGUAUGUUCCCUGCAAGGAGAUUGUUAUGCUGGGGACUGAACUCGAAAAGAAAACAGGGAUUGACUUAAAGAAAUGGUUCAAAGAUUUUCUUGAUUGUAAAUGA